CAUUUGCUGAGCACCAGGGAGACAAGCCAAGCAGGCAGGACAUGUGGCUGCUCCCGGUUCUGUUCCUUCUCAUGGUCCAAGGCCACUUCUCCACGCAGGGGGAGAGAACAGUGAAAGGCAUAGAGGGGGGCACACUGACCACAUCCUGUGAGUAUGGCCCAGGAUGGGAAUCCUAUAGGAAGUGGUGGUGUCGAGGGAAGAAUUGGAAUUCCUGCAGAAUCCUUGUUAAAACGACCGGGUCAGAGAAACUGGUGAAGAAGGGCAGAGCGUCCAUCCAGGAUAACCGCAGCCAACGCAAAUUCAACGUGACCUUGGAGGAUCUCCGUCGGGAUGACGCAGACAUCUACUGGUGUGGGAUUGAGCGAACCGGCAAUGACCUAGGGUACAAAGUUUCCGUGGUUGUCGACCCAGCCCCUGAUCCAACAGACUCAUCCAAGCCUGUAAUAACAGCAACCCUACCCAGUUGGAUUUCCACUCUUCCAUUUACCCAGACCAUCAACAGCAGCCAGCCCGUGAAUUUGACUAACCCGCUAACCAGGUCGGAAACCCUGGCCUUCAACGUAGCAGCAGAGAAUCCUCCUGUGUGGAUCCUCCUGGUACCUCCACUCCUCGUGACUCUGGAGUGGCUCUGCCGAGGAUAA
This is a messenger RNA of Suricata suricatta (meerkat), 641 nucleotides long. RefSeq names its product CMRF35-like molecule 7. The transcript has 4 exons. Gene Ontology annotation, cellular component: plasma membrane. The coding region runs from base 42 to 641 and encodes 199 amino acids. Lineage: Eukaryota; Metazoa; Chordata; Mammalia; Carnivora; Herpestidae. The record is from RefSeq and is a predicted model, not a curated record. Gene Ontology annotation, molecular function: transmembrane signaling receptor activity.